AUGGACGAGGCGAACUCGUACGAGGAGCAGCGCCGGAGGCAGAUCGAGCAGAACAAGCGCAAGCUGGAUGAGCUGCGGGUGCACAGGCUCUCCGCCGCCGUCCGCCAGGCCGCCGCCAAGCCCAUGCCGCUGCUGAUGCCGCGAAAUCCGAGGCUGGACGCCCCGACCCGGCGGUCCGGCCGCAUCGCCAGCCUCCCGGAGCAGCCCGACUACCGCAUCAGGAAGGCGAACGGCGAUGUAAAGACCGAAUCGCCCGAUCCAGUUCCAGCCUACGCGACCGACGAAGAGAGGGCCUACGCAGUCGCCAGGGCCGAACAGCUCAGGGGCCAGCUGUGCUCCGACUACCCAGCCUUCAUCAAGCCCAUGUCCCACAGCACCUCCACUAAAUCGAGUCAGCUGUAUAUCCCGGUGCACUUCGCCCAAUAUCUCCCCGUGCAUGAUGAGAUGAUGGUUCUGGUGGAUGAGGUGAACAAUAAAGAGUUUGCCAUGCUCUGCCGUGUCUGGCAUCAGAAGCGCUGCCUUAAAGAGUGGAGAGCGUUUUCUGCUUACCACCAGCUGGCUGAUGGUGACUGCUUGGUGUUGCAGCUGAUAGAGAGGAGAAAAUUCAAGAGAUUUUUGUAUGGUGGUUAUUACUCUUCAACCCCCUGCAUCGAUUGGAUCAAUUGCCUUGUGAGCCUGCUGGCUCGAAGGCCCGGCGGUGGCAGAUCAAGCCUGAGCGGCAUUUUCUCCACAGCCACAGAUGGUUCACAGUUUAGCAUGUCGAUUAGGAAGGCAUUUGCAUUUUCCCGUACUAUAGUCACAGAGCGUUAG
Molecule: messenger RNA, 810 nt
Organism: Lolium rigidum
Lineage: Eukaryota; Viridiplantae; Streptophyta; Magnoliopsida; Poales; Poaceae
Product: B3 domain-containing protein Os06g0194400-like
Exons: 4
Coding region: 1-810 (269 amino acids)
Molecular function (GO): DNA binding
Source: RefSeq, a predicted model, not a curated record